Messenger RNA from Lactuca saligna, 1191 nucleotides. NCBI's taxonomy places the organism in Eukaryota, Viridiplantae, Streptophyta, Magnoliopsida, Asterales, Asteraceae. The record is from the annotation of a GenBank genome assembly.
AUGGCAGCAGCAGUCCUUAGAGAUUUUAAUCUAAAAGUUAGUUUUGGACAGUGUAGAAAUGCCAAAAAAAUUGCAAUGGAUGAGAUAGAAGGGAGCUUAGUGGCACACUAUGAAAAGCUUAGGAGUUAUGGUUUGGAGUUAUUGAGGACUAAUCCAGGUUCCACAGUGAAAUUGGAUGUGGAUAUCAUGCCUGAUUCUACAGUCCAUUUUUCUAAGAUGUAUAUUUGCUUGAAGGCUGUGAAGGAUGGUUGGAUUGAGGGGUGUAGAAGAGUGAUUGGUGUAGAUGGAUGUUUUUUACAGGGACUUUGUAGAGGUGAGGUAGUUUUAGCUGUUGGUAGGGAUGCUAAUAACCAAAUGUAUCCUCUAGCCUGGGCUGUUGUACCAGUUGAAAAUAAGGCAAAUUGGAAAUGGUUUUUGGAUCUAUUACUUGAAGACAUUGAUAUGGGACAAGGUAGAGGACUAACCAUCAUAUCUGACCAACACAAGGGACUGAUUGAAGCAGUUAAGGAAAGAGUGCCAGAAUGUGAGCAUAGACAAUGUGCCAGGCAUGUUUAUGCCAACUUCAAGAAAAAAUUCUCAGGAGCAGAAUACAGGAAACUUUUCUGGGAAGAUAGUGGUAGUGAUGCCAUUGAAAAUGGUGUAUCGGAGUCAUUUAAUGCAGCUAUUGUGGAAGCUAGAAAAAAACCAAUAAUAGCAAUGUUGGAAGACAUUAAAGUAUGGUUGAAUGAGGUGUAUGCAGUUGACUUACAUAAAAGAACAUGUGGAUGUAGAUCAUGGAAACUGACAGGUCAUAACAAGAGGAAAUGUCCUCUGAAACAGCUUAAUGCAGUAGAUGAUUCAGAUCUCUUUGAUUACCAUGAGCUAUUUGAGGGUGAGGGGCAGGGUCAAGGGCAAGGACAGGGAGAAGGACAGGGACAAGACCAUGAGGAAGCUGAGGAAGUUAGAGUUGAUUUAGAGGAUGAGGUUGGAGGUGAUUCAGGGAAAGAAGUUGAAGGAGAUUCAGAGGAUGAUUUAGAGAUGGAGGUUGAACAACUAGUUGAUGAAGAAGUGGUGAAUCAUCAUGUGGUUGCUCCAACUUUGAAAAGGAGAAAGUGCGGUCCUUCUCAGAGGAACAUAAAACUUCGGUUGAGGAGGAAGGUGGUGACCAAGGAUGAUACAGGGGGAAGUCUUGAAAAUCCUGUAACACUCUAG